This is a messenger RNA of Nematostella vectensis (starlet sea anemone), 6917 nucleotides long. RefSeq lists its product as uncharacterized. The record is from RefSeq and is a predicted model, not a curated record. Gene Ontology annotation, molecular function: calcium ion binding. Bases 216 to 6200 code for a protein of 1994 amino acids. Gene Ontology annotation, cellular component: protein-containing complex; plasma membrane. NCBI's taxonomy places the organism in Eukaryota, Metazoa, Cnidaria, Anthozoa, Actiniaria, Edwardsiidae. Gene Ontology annotation, biological process: establishment or maintenance of epithelial cell apical/basal polarity; heterophilic cell-cell adhesion. The transcript has 31 exons.
CGUUUCUCGUAACACUUAGUGUUAUGUCUGACCGGUGGCAUAUUCAUAAGCUCGUGACCCCGUAUCUAUCAUCUCCGGGUAUUUCUAUAGUGAAAAUAAAUCCUCGGCUUAUGGGUAAUAAACGUCGCCACGUCAGAGGACAACUUUGGAAUUUGCAUGGCGCUUUCUUCUAUAAAAAAUGGCAUAAAUAGGAUCAUAUUCUGAAGUCUUCUGCGAUGUUAGUUGGAGGAGCGGACAAGUUAAUUGUUGGUGUUUGGGUGAUACUUUGUUUUCAGUGCUCGAGAUUGACCGAAUCUACGGGAACAGGUCAGAAGGUUACCGUGCCGGAUUCCUCUCUAUCAGCACCAAGUAAAGUACAUAAUGAUAACAAGACAAGUUUAAGUGAUACCUUUACAACUGGUCUUCGAAAUAGUGCAGGAGACGCGUUGGGGAAUGUGUCUCACGAUAGUAGAGACAACAACACUAAGACGCUUACACAGGAAGAAACAAAAGCUAUAAGUGCGACAGGGAUUCAUAAUGAAAUAAAGGGAGGUAUUGAUAGCGAGAGUGGAAGGGUAAACACUCUUAGCGGUCAAACAAAUAGUGAUGGAGUAUUGCUCGCAGAGGAUAACGAAGUCGUCACAGUUAUUGAUAACGGCGUUGAGGUGAGCAGUGGAAGUGGGGAGUCUGGCGCUGAGGAGAGCACUCCGGGUAGCGCAGUGGACAGCUCGCAAGAAGGCACAGGGUAUGUCGAUGGCAAGAAGCUACGCAUGAUCAAGGAAGCCAUUAAAAGAAUCUUAAAGAACAACCGACGCCUUAAGAUACCAAAGGUCACGUCCUCGCCCGCGGGAAAGGGAGGUGAUGUGCGUGGUGUGACGAAGGGUAGGGUUGUACACGCGUAUGUGUCCGACCACAAGAACGAGGAACCUCAGGAAGAGUAUACGCCCGUUAGUAAGGACUCUUCUCAGCUUUACGGACCGCUUAGCGACUUGUACCCUCCGAGGCCGGAAAAGGAGGACCCAAUAUCCAGGGAUAUACUCCCGUACCAGUUGAUCGCGGACGAUCCACUCCAGGUUCCAUUCCAGGCCAUUCCUCCAAGGCGGGGUAUCCGAAGGCCAAUGUUCUUGUAUUACCCAGGAGACGAGGCGCCUGAUGAGCGGUUUAGGGUCCCUGACAGGUAUCCCAUGGAAUGGACUGGGCUGCAGCAGCAGAUGGAAGGUGGAGGAGGAGGCCUGAUUCCUAAUUAUCUGAGGAGUUUUCAAACGAUGCAAGAGUACCAAGGAUUGCAAGUGUACGGUUGUGAGCCUAACCCGUGCCUGCAUGAUGGUAAAUGUCACCGUACCCACCAUAGGACACGAAUCCGCUGCGUCUGCAUGCCUGGAUACACUGGUCAGCGGUGCCAGCGGGCUCUAAAGAAAGCUCGAUGUCAUCCAAAUCCAUGUCAGAAUGGCGGCUCAUGUACAGAUGUGAGGAACGGCUAUGAAUGUACCUGUUUAACAGGAUACAAAGGACACGACUGCGAGGCUGAAGCCCAGUGCAAGCAUGCCCCGUGCCAUAAUGGCGGCACUUGUACCGAAUUGCAUGAUGGUUUCCAGUGCACAUGUCCAUCUGGUUACCGAGGCAAUACGUGCAAAGAACAAAGUUUCUGCUAUAGCAACCCCUGUCGCAAUGGAGGCAAAUGUACCGAGACAGAUUCAGACUUCUUGUGUAUUUGCAAAGCUGGUUGGUCCUGUCAUGACUGCAGUUGUGAAGGAGAUGCAGAGUAUGGCAUCGAAGCUGCACAAAAAAGGACAUCUGAAGUCUGCCUCCCUGACCCUUGCCAUAAUGGUGGCUCAUGCUAUAUUGUGGAUGACAAGUUCAAGUGCUUCUGUCCGCCUGGUUUCAAAGGAGACUCAUGUGAACGGAAUGAUUUCUGUGCAUCUGACCCGUGUUUGAAUGACGGCACUUGCAAGGAGACUCCCGCCGGUUACCGGUGUAUGUGCAGGCCUGAAUUCCGCGGCAAAAACUGCGAAACGGAAAACCACUGCAAGCCUGUCAAUCCUUGUGAAAACAAUGGCCUUUGCAUCGAGACGCAAGACAACUACAGAUGUCACUGCAAGCUAGGUUACAAAGGCUUCAACUGUGAAGAACACGAGUAUUGCAGACCAAACCCCUGCAAAAGUGGCGGGGUCUGCCUUCCUGACAAUGAUACUUACAUGUGCACCUGCCCCCCGGGAUACAAAGGCAAACAGUGUGAAUCACGUGACAUGUGUGCCUCUGACCCGUGUCUGCACGCUGGGACCUGCCUUGAUAUGGACAAUAACACCUACAAGUGCCUCUGCUCACCUGAGUGGCGGGGCAACCAGUGUGAAGCCAAAAAUCCUUGCUACCCGAAUCCUUGCUCAAGCAAUGGCCAUUGCAAGGUCACAGAUGGUCACUGGGUGUGUGAAUGUGAACUUGGCUACAAAGGAGACUCUUGCCAGAUAAAGGACCUUUGCAAGCCAAACCCUUGCCAUCACCAUGGCGACUGCAUUCAACACGGGCCAGACUUCUUUGAGUGCGAUUGCAAGGAGGGAUACUCAGGAAACACCUGUCAAAACGUGGAUCCGUGUCUAUUAAACCCCUGUUUGUACGGAGGAACCUGCGAGAGGAGGGAGAAGAAUGAUUUCCGAUGCUUCUGUGCUGAAGGAAGAAUGGGGCAAUUUUGUGAUGUGCGUGAUCCGUGCUCGCCAAGUCCAUGUCAUAACAGCGGCAUGUGUUUUGGGCUGGAUAAAGGAGAUUACAAGUGUCAGUGCCGAAGCGGUUUCGUGGGACCCUUAUGUGACAUGAUCGACCCCUGUCUACCGAGUCCGUGUCGUAAUAAUGGAACCUGCGUUAACAUAGGUGCUUCCUACAAGUGCAAUUGUCCCCCUGAAUUCUACGGGAAGCACUGUGAAGCAUUAUCAAAGUGCACACCGAACCCAUGUAAGAACGACGGCACGUGCCGUGACAUCAGCACUGGGCGUGGCUUCGUGUGCUACUGCAGUAUUGCGUAUCUUGGUCCAAACUGCGAUAGAAAAAACUUGUGCCACCCCGACAACCCGUGUAAGAAUGGCGGUACGUGUAAGACAGACGGGUCCACGGUGGCUUGUCACUGCAAAGAGGGCUAUCUAGGUUCGCACUGCGAACAGAUGAACUUUUGCUACGGUAACCCAUGCAAAAAUAAAGGCACGUGCACGCCUAAGUUGGACGGAUAUGAGUGCGACUGCCCCGAGGGCUUCUAUGGGAAGAACUGCGACGCCAAGAGCGGUCCAUGCAUUCCGUCUCCAUGCAAAAAUGGUGGUCUUUGCGCGGAGGUGAAAUCUAAGGAUGGAUUUAUAUGCAUCUGCAAAGAAGGGUAUCUGGGGAAAACGUGCGACAGGGAGGAUAAGUGCACGCCCAAUCCAUGCCUACAUAACGGCACGUGUCUUCAGGCCCAGACCGCACGCGGUUUUCACUGUCUUUGUCACAAGGGUUGGCACGGGUACAGCUGUCAACGUGUGGAUCGGUGCUAUCCCAAUCCUUGCGCUAACGGAGCGACUUGUUUUAAUGCUGAGCUCACUUAUAUCUGUCAAUGCCCGGUACGUUACAUGGGCAUUCGAUGUAGAGUCGACAAGUGCGACAGGUGUGACCUUAAUGCAGAGUGCUUGAAUGGCACGUGUGAAUGUCGGUCAGGAUUUGUCGGAAACGGAUUCAAAUGCACAGCCACCGAAGAUCCAUGCAUACCUAACCCUUGUGAAAAUGGCGGGAUUUGUCGCCCGGGGCAUGGCGGGAAGGUUUUUGAAUGCAGCUGCCCUUCUGGCUUCGACGGCAUGCGAUGUGAAGUCACCAAGAGUGCAUGCAAGGCUCGACCCUGCCUUAACGGCGGCAUCUGUGUUGACCUCACUAACGAUAACGGCACGCUACUGGAUGGCGUUAUCUUUCUCAAUACCUCGGAUUUCCGGUGCGUGUGCCCCAAAGGAUACGCUGGCAUCAACUGCGACAAGCUUGUGCUCCGCAACCCCUGUCAUAAUCACCCCUGUGUAAAUGGUGGGACGUGCUUCGAUGACACCAAUAGUCAAGGGCUCUCGCUCAAGCUUCUGAACGCUUUGGACUACAGAUGCUUCUGUGAGAUCAACUUCAGUGGCAAAAACUGUCAAAUUCCCAGACCUCCCUGCCAGUCCUCGCCAUGUCAGAAUGGAGGCUUAUGUAUUGAUCGUAUCAGCGCACCGGAAGUAGCUUUUGGCGCCAAAGGCUACAAGUGUCUGUGUAACGCGCCGUACACUGGAACCAACUGCGAAGUCAAUUUGAAAUCACCGUGGAAGUCAAACCCACUCCUAGUUCCUGUUCAGCCUGCGCAAACUCUCAAGGGCUCAGAAGUACUGGGAGUCAUAGCAGAGACGAAACCCACAACCUCCCAAAUCAGCUCCGUGUCUGCCUCUGAGCUUUCUAGGCUGACGGGGGCAGAAAUAGGCGAGGCGGCCAAUAUGAAAGGCCCCUUGGUUAUUUCAACCAACCCCGAGUCUUCCUCUACAAACCAACCAAUCGCCGAGUCCGGGCCCGACGCUAGCGACACCGAGAACACGACCCACGCCUCCACCCAGGAGGUUGACCCAGAUCUCACGAAGGCUGUCAAGAUCCUUUCCAAUGAAAAGCAACCUUCAAUGUUCAAGAGCAUCGCGGUGUCUUCGGAAAACUCGGAGCACCCGAACUGGGUCAAGGUUGUAUCAAACGACCAACUAAAAGAGCCACAACCUCCCGCCACCCCUGUGAGACCAGACUCAGUGUCAAAUAUCCUGGUGCCCUCGACGACCGGUAUCUAUAGCAACCAAGGGCUUCUCGAAUCUCCUUCCUUAUUCAGCACAUCCCCGGUAACCGGUCCGGCUGUGGUGCUCCCUCCUGGGACACAGCCACCGGAUAAGAAAAACCAGCAAUAUUCCCCAGAAAGCCAGCUUACACCAAGCCAGUUUGGUGUAAUGUCCGGGAUUACAAUGCCCAGUAGCCAAAUGCCGUAUGGAUACAAAUACCCGCUUGAAAACAAUGCUGGUACAAAUGUCAAGGGUUAUAGUUCUGGAGGACAAAAUACCGGUGGUCUAAUUGCCGGAUACCCCGCAGCAAUAUACGGUUAUGGUAAUUAUGGUAGCGCGCCGAAAACUGUGGGAACUGAGAGUUACAAUUAUCCAAAUAUAGCAUCUUCAACAAGAACGUCAGUGCCAAACUCCGCUGAAAAAACAGAAAAUACAAUGCAGGGUCAAGCCACUAGUAAUACGCCUAAAUCUGACGACGAGACCGCAGAUGAUUCUCUGAGUGGAUUGCUGGCUCAGGCUCUUUUAAAAACAGCCCAAGAAACCCUUUCCGGAUCAUCCCAACCAGCUACUAACACUGUUGCCAAGUCCCGAAGUGAACCGAAGGCACAAUACUUACCAAACACAGCCGCUCAGUACAAAAGUCAAUCACUGGCUCAACCUUUACCAAACACCGCUGACAAAUAUCCAAUUAGAACGCAGGCUCAAGAAAACUUUCAGCCUCCAUAUCAAGAAACCCUUCCCGGAUCAUCCCAACCAGCUACUAACACUGUUGCCCAGUCUCGAAGUGAACCACAGGCACAAUACUUACCAAACACAUCUGCUCGUUACCAAAGCCCAUCGCUGGCUCAACCUUUACCAAACGCCGCUGACAAAUAUCCAAUUAGAACGCAGGCUCAAGAAAACUUCCAGCCUUCAAACCAAGAAACCCUUUCCGGAUCAUCCCAACCAGCUACUAACACUGUUGCCCAGUCCCGAAGUGAACCGCAGGCACAAUACUUACCAAACACAGCCGCUCAGUACCAAAGUCAAUCGCUGGCUCAACCUUUACCAAACACCGCUGACAAAUAUCCAAUUAGAACGCAGGCUAAAGAUAACUUCCAGCCUCCAUACCAAUACGGGUUAAAUAACAAUGUGUAUAACAAUGGAUAUAACAACAAUAACGGCUAUAAUAGCAAUGGGUAUAACAAUGGUUAUAACUACAAUAACGGCUAUUAUAAUGGAUAUUAUGACAGAUAUAAUAGAAAUAAUGGAUAUUACGGUAGAGGAGCCGCGAGGAGUGCUGUAACCAAUCGUAGGAAGGAUGAGACCGUGUAUAACACCCCUAAUGGACGUGGCAGGCCAUCAACCUACAUCAAGAAAGACAAGGUGGCGUCAAACCCGAGCGCUACUAAAGAAUAUGGAGCUGAAGUCUACACAGUCUACGACGUUAUCAACUGAAAACAGAAUAGUAGUUCUAGGAAAAAGGUAGAGGACAAUUAAUACAAUACUACACUUCGAGAUCCGAUUCUCUCAUAACGCGUGGGUCAAGAAAUUCCACAUAAAUUUGCAAGACUUCGUGUUUGCUAUGAUUUUUCUGGGCGCCAUUGAUAAAAAAGGAACGCUAAAAUUUUGUAUUAUGAUAUGUUUUCCGAGCGCUCGCCCCAUCAGACUCAGGGGACUUAUAAGACAUUUUAUUUAAAAAAAACAGUCAUUUAUUGAUACAUUACUUAGCACUCACGCGUAUUUUCUACGUCUUUACAAGGCGUAAGUUUGCAUGUUAUUUGCUAAUGCAAUUUGCUUUAUCUAGUGACAAAUAAUUGGAUCAAUUUGAUGGAGUUAGAAACGUAAAAACUAAUAUGGCUAAAGUUUCAGUUUCACACAACAAGAUGAAACUAAGAUGCCAAAGAACUAUAUAAAUGUGAACACAAAUCUAGUAAAUCAUAAUACCAUAAUGUUGAGCAGUAUUUAUAUGACGUAAACUGUGUUGUAUUUUGGGUAAAUGUUAGCCUCGUCGGCUGUGUGUUAAAAAUACGCAAUGUUGUACGUUGAUCAUUGAAGAGAAUAAACAGACAAAAGACGAAAUACACUAAUAACAAUAUGAGUUUAACAAGUGUUUAGUUUUAUUGAUAUGUAAAAUGUUUUUAAUUUAAGAAUAAAAACACAUAAAAAACCGGG